GCGUGCGGGUGUGUGUGUGUGAGAGAGUGUGUGUGCGCGGGCUCUCACAGCGAGCUGUCACUGGGCUUACGGCUUUGGCUGCCUUUGGCGUGCAGGACUGCAGAAGAGAGAGAGAUAGUGUGUGUGCGUGUGCGUGUGUGCACGCGUGUGUGUGUGUGCGUGUGUGUAUGUGUAUGCGCGGGUGUAAUUCCGUUUGAUUCGCGCUGCGCUGCGGUGAAGAGCAGGUGGCUAUGACAUGAGCGGGAAGAAAGAAGGGACAGACCUACGAGGACACCAGAUAUUCCUGACGCCUCCGGACCCAGAACACACACCCGUGGAGCCGCUACAGGAUGCUUUCCUCCGGCUGGCGUCAGUGGUGGAGGCCCACAGACUUCAGGCCACCAUCACGCACACACUACAGAAUACCAUUCCACGCCUGGAGUGUGUGUAUCUGUACCUGUUGGAGGCGGGGUCUAAUCGGCUGCUGUGUGAGGACCCUCCUCAUGAGAUACCUGCAGAGGGCAAGCUCAGGGAUGGAGUAAGUGUGCGUAGGAGGAGUGUGUGUCCCGGUCUUCCUGCUGCAGAGCUCCAUCAGAGACAGCACACACACCUGGCCUCCCCUCUACCGCCUGGCAAACAAGUUCUGAUUGUUCCGCUGGUAGAUGAGAAUCUGGACUUGGUCAUCGCUGUCCUGCUGAUAUGCUGUCAGAAGCUGACCGAACAGGAUGAGCAGCAUCUCAGUGCACUGGAGAAACAUGUGGCAGUGGCAUGUGUUCGUGUGCGGACGCUACAGAGGAAUACAAUAUGGCCGCCCCCACUCUCCCCCGCCCUAUCGCAUCACCCCCCUCUUUCGCCCGGGCUAUCCCAGCAUCCCCCUCUCUCCCCCGGGCUAUCCCAGCAUCCUCCACUCUCACCCGCGCUGUCUCAGCAUGCCUUGCCUCCAGAGGACUACUGGGAACUCGACCGCAAGAUACUUCAGCUCUGUGGUGAGCUGUAUGACCUGGAUGCAUCUUCGCUGCAGCUCAAAGUCAUCAACUAUUUGCAGAAAGAGACUCGAUCUCAGUUCUGCUGCCUAUUGUUGGUGUCAGAAGACAAUCACCAACUCUUCUGCCAGGUGGUGGGAGACAAAGUUCUAGAAGAAGAGAUCAGUUUUCCACUCAUGUGUGGGCGUUUUGGUCAAGUGGUGGAGAAGAAGAAAUCCAUUACUCUUCAGGACAUCAGCAAGGAUGAGUGUUCUCAGCUGUGUUCUCUGCUGGGUGUGGAGGUUGUCAGCUCCAUGCUGUGUGUUCCUGUUCUCAGCAGAGCCACCGGACACACAGUCGCGCUCGCCUGUGUCUUCAACAAGCAAGGGGGACAGAGGUACAGUAGUUUUGAUGAGCAUGUUAUUCAGCAUUGUUUCUGCUACACCUCCACGGUCCUCACCUCCACUCUGGCCUUUCAGAAGGAGCAGAAGCUCAAACAGGAGUGCCAGGCUCUGCUUCAAGUGGCCAAAAACCUCUUCACACAUCUCGAUGAUGUGUCCUUACUACUGCAGGAAAUCAUCGUUGAGGCCAGGAAUUUAAGCAACGCAGAAAUUUGUUCCGUGUUUCUGUUGGAUUCGGUCAGUCAUGAGUUGGUGGCCAAGGUGUUUGAUGGAGGACUAGUCAACGAGGAGGAGAAUGAGUUCCGCAUCCCGUCUGACCAGGGGAUCGCUGGUCACGUGGCGACGACAGGGAAGAUUCUAAACAUCAAGGACGCGUACUCGCACCCGCUGUUCUACCGCGGCGUUGACGACAGCACGGGAUUCAAGACACGCAACAUCCUCUGCUUCCCCAUCAAGGACGAGAACGGAGAGGUGAUUGGCGUGGCUGAGCUGGUGAAUAAGACCAAUGGGCCGUGGUUUAAUCGCUUCGAUGAGGACCUGGCAACCGCCUUCUCCAUCUACUGUGGCAUCAGCAUCGCCCACUCUCUCCUGUAUAAGCGCGUGCAUGAGGCGCAGUUCCGCAGCACGCUGGCCAAUGAGAUGAUGAUGUACCACAUGAACGUGACGGAGGACGAGGUGGGACGCCUUCUCAGCAGAGGACUCACACAGACACACACACUCCACCCUGCCUUCGACCAGUUCGCAUACACACCCCGAUCCCUGCCGGAUGACUCCACGCCCAUGGGUAUUCUGAGUAUGUUUGAGGACAUGGGUUUCAUCAACACCUACAAGAUCGACUUGAACACGCUUGCCAGGUUCUGCCUGAUGGUCAAGAAUGGUUACCGAGACCCUCCGUACCACAACUGGAUGCACGCCUUCUCAGUCUCGCACUUCUGCUAUCUGCUCUACAAGAACCUACAGCUCGCCAACUACCUCGAGGAUAUAGAGAUCUUUGCUCUCUUCGUCUCCUGUAUGUGUCAUGAUCUGGACCAUCGCGGAACAAACAACUCUUUCCAGGUCGCCUCGCAAUCUGUUUUGGCCGCUCUCUACAGCUCAGAAGGAUCAGUCAUGGAGAGACAUCAUUUUGCCCAAGCCAUUGCCAUCCUCAACACUCGCGGCUGCAACAUCUUCGACAAGUUCUCCAGAAAGGACUACCAGCGGAUGCUUGAUCUGAUGCGUGACAUCAUCCUGGCUACUGACCUGGCACAUCACCUGCGCAUCUUCAAAGACCUGCAGAGAAUGGCUGACGUGGGCUACAAUGUUAAAGACACUAGUCACCACAAUCUGCUGCUGUGCCUGCUGAUGACAUCAUGUGACCUCUCAGACCAGACGAAGGACUGGAAGACCACGCGCAAAAUAGCUGAGCUGAUCUACAAAGAGUUCUUCUCUCAGGGGGAUCUGGAGAAGGCGAUGGGGAAUCGUCCCAGUGAGAUGAUGGACAGAGAGAAGGCCUACAUCCCCGAACUCCAGAUCAGCUUCAUGGAACACAUAGCCAUGCCCAUAUACAAGCUGCUGCAGGAGCUGUUUCCUGGAGGGGCGGAGCUUUAUGAGCGGGUUUCGGCCAAUCGUGAGCAGUGGACAAAGGUCUCCCACAAGUUCACUCUGAGGGGGUUGCCUAGCAACAAUUCCCUGGACUUCCUGGAUGAGGAGUACGACCUGAUGCAAUCCCAGGGUGCAUUUGGGGACGACCCGCCCCCGCUCAACGGUUGCCUGGACGACGUAGCGGCCACAGAGCACCAGGGGAAGUGACAUCACUGGGUCAGGUUGUCAACAGGAAGUGUUUCCUAGGAGACGACCCGGAGUCUUGCUGCCAUAGAGACAUGUGAAACUAUUGGAUGCAGUAACAAUGAACCUGAUGAUGUCAAGAUUUUAACA
Messenger RNA from Engraulis encrasicolus (European anchovy), 3256 nucleotides. RefSeq names its product cGMP-dependent 3',5'-cyclic phosphodiesterase (gene pde2a). The transcript is spliced from 30 exons. NCBI's taxonomy places the organism in Eukaryota, Metazoa, Chordata, Actinopteri, Clupeiformes, Engraulidae. Gene Ontology annotation, biological process: cGMP catabolic process; negative regulation of receptor guanylyl cyclase signaling pathway; regulation of mitochondrion organization. Bases 236 to 3130 code for a protein of 964 amino acids. Gene Ontology annotation, molecular function: 3',5'-cyclic-GMP phosphodiesterase activity; protein homodimerization activity; 3',5'-cGMP-stimulated cyclic-nucleotide phosphodiesterase activity. The record is from RefSeq and is a predicted model, not a curated record. Gene Ontology annotation, cellular component: perinuclear region of cytoplasm; synaptic membrane; mitochondrial outer membrane.